Molecule: messenger RNA, 3035 nt
Organism: Puccinia graminis f. sp. tritici CRL 75-36-700-3
Lineage: Eukaryota; Fungi; Basidiomycota; Pucciniomycetes; Pucciniales; Pucciniaceae
Exons: 9
Coding region: 1-2982 (993 amino acids)
Source: RefSeq, a predicted model, not a curated record
AUGGCUAGGCAUCGCUCUUGUGUUUUUGACCAGCCACGUCGGAAGAAACCUCGCAAUAGUUUAAACGUUGCUCAGCUCUUAAUUGAAUCAGAUCGACUUGAGGAAGCAUCACGGAGUGUUCAGUAUCCAGAAGAUUUCAGUAACCCUGACCAGAACCCAUUUCAAGAUCCUGAAGAUGAAGAAGAAGAUUUGGAUGAAAAUGAACAAGACGAAAGCACAACUGCACCCGAGAUUUCAAUACCAAAUGGCACAACCGAUUCAACAUCAAAUGAUUUGCCUGCAAAUCCACUUCUGCAGUCCAUUUUUGACUACCACCGACAAGUACGACAACAAUCCCGAGCGGAUAGAGCCUUAAAAAACUGGGACGAACUUAACCCAAAGCUCCAUGGCGCAUACGUUUGGCUCAAGGAUCAAACUCAAAACUGGUCAAAUGACAAAUCAUUUGAUGACUUUCUUGAGUACUUUUGUCAAUGUUCUGCACAAUCUACCUCAACCCGUCCUGUAGACUUGGUGGAUCUCACUUGUCAAAAGCGAGUCGAAGUAAAAUUCUGUAAAUGUGUUCCAGAUCCGAUUCGUCUGCUUGCAAUGGGUUACUUAGCCAGCUCCCCAUGUACACCUCAAACCGCCUUCUCAAUGCAGCUUCUUGGUUUCCACAAUCAUUUGUGGCAAUGGUGUCGAGUUGGCUAUUUCCCAUUCAUGGGAAUGUUAAGAUGCUGGUUGGAGGAGCGUUCAGCCCCCCUAUUGACUCCAAGUGGAAAGAAACGAUCUCUCCGAAAGCAGUUCACCCAAUCGGUCGAUAUUUAUCGCAAAAUGCUUGAGAUGACCAAAAAAAUGGUAUCAGAAACCUUGAACUUGAGUCGACUUCAAAUUCUUGCCGGAAGAGCCUGUCCAGCAUGCUUUGGCCCCUCCAUCAACCCAACCAACGAAUCAACAGAAAGGCCACUUUUCAUCUGCCUGGAUGGAAAUUUCCAGCAUCGGCAUCACAAGUUGGGCAGCAAGAACUACGAGCCACUAGUCACACCAAACAUCUUUCUUGAACCAGGUGAGAUCAGAGAUAUGAAAGGCGAAAUCAAAGAACAGGAGCAACUAAACAAUGUUUGGAACACUAGGGAUAAGUGUUCCGAUUCCCAUAAAGCAGCAGACGACAAGCGAAACGAGGGAACAUGGAAACUGUGUGAUGAUACUGGUAUUAUGGGCUGCUGCUGCAGGCACGACUCAGCUGUUUACUUGGCAAACAUCCAUGCUGAAGGUGAAAAUCGUAGCUACCCGAUGGCUCUCAUCAAGCAAAUCACUUCGGAAGUACAACAAAACAGACCAUUAAGGGUGCUUUAUGACAUAGGCUGUACCCUCAAAAAGUUUAUUGAAACAAGGAAUCUCUUUCCUCAAGAUCGAGCUCGCUUUGCAUUUGGAACAAGUGUGUUUCACUCUUAUGUCCACAACUGGAAAUGUCAGAUCGAAUACAGUCCUCGCUUCAAUGAGGGUUGGGGAUUUUCAGAUGGUGAGGGUUUAGAGAGGCUUUGGUCCUAUCUAUCCCCUUUAGUGAGCUCCUUGCGGUAUUCUACCAGAAACCAUCGCCUUGGCGCCCUUUCACAUCUGAUCGAUUUCCACAACUUGCAAGGAAUCAACCGAUUAAUAUCCGGGAUUCGUCACAAAUUUGUUGUUGCUGAGGAGCGAAAACAGCAAUCCCAGGAAAAACUAUCAACCUUACUUUCUAUGGUCAAUCCAUUUGUACCAGAACCAUCAAACUACACAAGCGAAUUCUUCAAAUCUCAGUGGUCCGACCAAGUGGAUUUCCAGAAGACGCACUCUGAUGCAGAAACCGAGAGAAAUGAAAGAUUGGCAUUGUUCUUUGAGCGAGAGAGGAUGUUGGAUCAGCUAAGGACAUCACUUAAUGAUGCAAGCAACUUCAAUCUUCCUGGAGACAUAAUCGAGACACUUAAUGCGUUGCAACAGGAAGAACAAAAUCAAUCAAACGAUGCCGAAAUCUUAGGUGCUGAAGCUUGGAAUUUGACUGGACGUAACAGUGAAAUGCAGAAAGCGAUUCUUCUGGUUUGGAAGGCAAAAUCACAACUUUUUGAGCAGGCAGUACAACUACAUGCCGAGCGACAGCCUCUCUACCGUGGGACACACAUUGGAACAGCUCUGGCAUCAAGAAUUAUCAAAGCCAUUCAGCGACGCAAGGGACCGGUGGAGACUAUCCUCAAAAGGUUCAACAAGUAUCGGAGCGAGUACUUGACCAAAUUCCAACCUGAUCAGAUCAACCAUCCCGACAAUCAACCCCUGACCUAUGGUCAGUUUGAAAGCCUUAGCCUUGAUGAUGUCUUCUGGCAAGACAUGAACUUCUUUCACUCGAAUGCACCGUGGGCCAUCAGUCCAGAUGUUCGGAAUGGAAUUCAAGCAGUGCAUAGGUUUGAACGGGCCACGGAAGAAUUAAAAAUCCUGGCACAUGAGGUAGUUUGUGCUGUCUCAUGGGCAAUUGAGCUCAAUAAGUGCAUCAAAGAAAAGAUUUGUGAUAUCGAGGCUCUCAUGACUAGUGUGGAUAACCCCAAUGAGAAUUUGUCGAUUUCAAUUAGCACAUUUACAUCGAUAACAUUGGGAAACUGGGCAGUCUGGACAAAACUCGCCUUGAUCAAGUCAGAGCUGUUCCGAGAAUUGCGUAGUCACCAGGGGCUUCUUUUGGACUGGGAGGAUGAUGUGAAGUGGUUGUUUGAUACACUAGGAGAAGGGGGCAUGGGAAUCGGCUACACAGUGUACACAGAUUGGCUUGAUCUAGUGCAAUCCAGUCGGUUGGCACUUGGGUCUGAGUCAAAUGGAGUAUCGGACCAGACCAACAUGCCAUCAGAUGAUGAAUCUGACGAUGGGGAUGAGCCUCAAAACGGGAACAGGGAUAAUAACGACGAAUACUUAGAUCCUGGUGUACUCGCAUCCCUGUUGGGGCAAGCCGAUUUACAAAACAUACCUGAUCAUGAGCCCACCAUUUGAAAUUGGUGUUCGAGAACAUCUUGAUAGAUUUCUUUUUUGGCCUUGUAUUCUGC